AUGGCUCGACUGUGGAGCCCUGUGCUCCUCCUUUUCCUCACUCUCAUCCUCAUCUCCUCAGUGGCUACCGUGGAAUGGGAAAAAGCCAUGGGUUUUCGGGCCCACUCCCGCCCUCAUUUUGCUGGUUCGUUUAAAUCCCUCUCAGCUCGAAUCCGGCCUUGUGAUAAUUGCCUGGCAGAAUAUGUAGUCUCAGCUCACAGUUUUGAUAUAGUUAAUAAAAGACAAAACGGCAGCGAUUCCACCAUGAAACCUCAACCAUCAGGUAACCAAAGCCCACCAAGCACCCCCGAACAAUCAUCCUCCGAAAGUUCUCCCGUUAACCUCGAGACGCCCUCCUCCACUCCUUCGCCAACAGAAUCCUCUCCUGAUCCACCCACAAACACACCCAACCCCACUCCCACGCCAACACCAACACCAACGCCAACCCCUUCCGAAACACCCUCAAACUCCCCAUCCGACACUACAACCCAAGAAUCAACGCCACCGCCAUCUCAACCGGCAUCGCAAUCGCCAGAACCAACUCCAUCAAACCCGCCUCCCGCGUCCGAAACCUCUGCAGCCCCUCCCCCCAGCACCAGAGCUACCACAGGACCCAACGAAACUCCGAAUCGACCCACCUCAACCACGAACAGAAAUACGUCAGACCCCACGUCGAGUGCGACUGCACCGCCGUCAACCUCCCAAUCAAGCGACUCCUUAAGUUCAACCACAGUGCUCAUUCAAACCACAAACUCAGACGGGUCACUGACAACAAUCACAUCUGUCGUCGUCAUUCGCCCGUCAGCAGCGAACUCGCAACCACCAAACGCCAGGAAUUCUCCUGCAUUGCAAACGGGUAGUGGUGCGUCGCGGGUGUCUGUUGGCUGUGGAAUGGGGAUGGGUGUUUUGGUUGUUGCUGGUGGUGUUAUUGCUGUUGCUAUGGCUUUGUAG
Paracoccidioides lutzii Pb01 is the source of this 930-nucleotide messenger RNA. RefSeq lists its product as hypothetical. The transcript has a single exon. Bases 1 to 930 code for a protein of 309 amino acids. The record is from RefSeq and is a predicted model, not a curated record.